AACUUCUCCAACCUGCAGCUUGUUGAACACCCACCCUCACCAUGGCUGCCACAUCAACAUACCGGCUACGGCUCCUUUGCUCCUCCACGAGGGCCAUCCCUCAAUCGAGCGUCCUCACCCCCUUCACCACUCGAGGAUACGCUACCACCGACUCUCCCUCCGCCACCACCGGCGCCGCAAAUCCACGCCGGCGAACCCAGUUCACAGACAAACUGAACGCCGGCCCCUCCUUCACCGACUUCGUCUCCGGCAAUAAGGACAAUGCCCCCCUGGAUCCGGAAGAAGCAUAUGCCCUCAAGACCGCCCUCGUUGGCCCCGCCGGCCGCAAGAAGCAAAUGACUCGUUUGCCCCCGUGGCUGAAAACCCCAAUCCCCGACAGCAAGAACUACCAACGCCUCAAGAAGGACCUGCGCGGUCUCAAGCUCCACACCGUUUGCGAGGAAGCCCGCUGCCCCAACAUCUCCGACUGCUGGGGCGGAGGCGACAAGGCCGCCGCCACCGCUACCAUCAUGCUCAUGGGCGAUACCUGCACUCGCGGCUGUAGCUUCUGCAGUGUCAAGACAUCCCGCACACCGGCUGCGCUGGACCCCCACGAGCCCGAGAAUACCGCCGAAGCCAUCUCACGCUGGGGAUUGGGCUACGUGGUUCUGACAAGUGUGGACCGUGAUGAUCUUGCAGAUGGUGGCGCGAAUCACUUUGCCGAGACUGUUAGGAAGAUUAAACAUAAGGCCCCCACUACCUUGGUUGAGUGCUUGACCGGCGAUUACCGCGGUGAUCUGGACAUGGUAGCCCUGGUGGCAAAAUCCGGGUUGGAUGUGUAUGCGCAUAACGUGGAGACGGUCGAGGCUCUCACUCCCCGUGUGCGUGAUCGUCGCGCCACCUUCCAGCAGUCCAUUCGCGUUCUGGAGGCCGCCAAGAAGGCCAAUCCCGAUGUCAUCACCAAGUCCUCGUUGAUGCUGGGUCUCGGAGAGACUGAGGAGCAGCUGGAGCAUGCCCUGGCGCAGUUGCGCGCCGUCGAUGUCGACGUCGUCACUUUCGGUCAGUACAUGCGUCCCACUAAGAGACACAUGGCUGUCCAUGAGUAUGUCCAUCCCCAGUGGUUUGAGCAUUGGCAACGUCGUGCUCUGGAAUUGGGCUUCCUUUACUGUGCUUCUGGACCUUUGGUCCGCAGUAGUUACAAGGCUGGUGAGGCGUUCAUUGAGAAUGUCUUGAAGAAGAGACGUGCCGGUCUCAGUGAGGCGGUCAGUGAUAAGAAUGUUGCUGUUGAUGAGGCGGCACGUUGAGCCUAGCUUGACGUCUACCACCUAUCUUGUACGAUUUCUUUUUCUGUGGUUAUUGUCUAUUGGCGCCCGGUUGCAUUGGAUGGGUUUGAUCUUGUCUUGAGCUUUUGUUUUCAAAAUGCGCUGUCAUUGCAAAGACUGCGGAUGUUAUCAACUACUAUUACUACUAUUUGCUAUGGUUUAUUAUUCUCGAUGAUGAUGAUGAUGAUGGAGCGGAGAAUCAUCGAUUUGCAUGGAAGGGGGUAUCUAGUUACGGGGAGGAUGAUCAUAUGCCCGCGAUAUAGGGACAUAAUUCAACAUAUACAUCCAAUUCCAAUGAGAGAGACGAAAUAUAACAGCAGCAGCAGCAGCAGCAGCAUCAUCGUGAUCACCCAGUCAUUU
Aspergillus sclerotioniger CBS 115572 is the source of this 1661-nucleotide messenger RNA. RefSeq names its product lipoate synthase. Gene Ontology annotation, biological process: lipoate biosynthetic process. Bases 42 to 1283 code for a protein of 413 amino acids. The transcript has a single exon. Gene Ontology annotation, cellular component: mitochondrion. NCBI's taxonomy places the organism in Eukaryota, Fungi, Ascomycota, Eurotiomycetes, Eurotiales, Aspergillaceae. The record is from RefSeq and is a predicted model, not a curated record. Gene Ontology annotation, molecular function: lipoate synthase activity; 4 iron, 4 sulfur cluster binding.